AUGAAGUCAAUCGCUAUCCUUGGUGUCACUGCGGCACUGCAGCUGUUCGUCAACGCCGUAACCAUCGCCGAGAUCAAUGGUAACAAGUUUCUCUCGCCUUACGCCGGCCAAACCUUGACCAACGUUACUGGACUAGUGACUGCGAAGGGUCCGAGUGGCGUAUGGAUCAGGUCGACCACGCCGGAUGAUGAUGUCCGCACUUCCGAGUCUAUCUACGUCUACAGUAGCAGUGUCGGUGCCAGCCUCUCGGUCGGCGACAUCAUUUCUCUCGAUGCUAAGAAUGUUAAGGUCUUGUCAAGUGGAAACACUGUGAAUCCCUUGGUAAUUGGUGUUGAUACUUUGAAUCCGCCAACUGUGCAAUACACCAGUCUGGAUGGAGGAGAUGUGUACGCAUUGCCCAAUGCAGCAGCCAACAUCUCAACUGUUAACCCCGUGCUGGCACCCGAAACGUAUGGUUUAGACUUUUGGGAGAGUCUCAGCGGCGAAUUAGUGACAGUCAAACAGCCGACAGUUAUUGGGAGACCGAAUUCAUAUGGGGACACUUGGGUUGUUGGUGACUGGCCAGUCACUGGCCGUAGUGCACAUGGCAGUCUCACAAUGUCUGACAAAGACUCAAAUCCUGAAGCCAUCAUAAUCGGUGACCCGCUGGAUGGCUCCUCCAACCCUAAAGACACCAAGAUUGGAGACCAACUUGAAGAGUUUAGCGGUAUUGUUACCUACACUUUUGGUUUCUACUACAUUCUACCUCUCACGAGCCUCAAGCCUACAACACUGGCAUCCGCAGCUGCUCCAUCCACGACACUUGAGAGUCAGAGAAACUGCCGAGCUAUCACCGUUGGCGAUUACAAUGUAGAAAACAUGUCGCCAACUUCAACCCACAUACCCAAGGUUGCAGCACACAUCGUAAACUAUCUAAACACUCCAGAUAUUAUGUUCAUUCAAGAAAUUCAGGAUAACGACGGGGAGACGGAUGAUGCGGUUGUGGAUGCGAAUGUGACGCUCGCCACGCUGACGGCAGCAAUUGCAUCCCUCAGCAAUGUCACCUACUCAUUCGUCGACAUUGACCCUGUAAAUGACCAGGAUGGCGGUGCACCUGGUGGUAACAUCCGCCAAGCGUAUCUCUACCGUUCCGAGGUGGUCAGUCUGUGGAAACCGAACCCUGGCUCAAGCACCGAUGCCAACGAAGUGCUUCCAGGUCCGGAAUUGAAGUAUAACCCUGGACGAAUCGCCCCCUCCGAUUCGGCGUGGAACGCCAGUAGGAAACCUCUGGCUGCUAUGUGGGAGGCCAAAGGAGCAAAGAAGCCAUUCUUUACAGUAAACGUUCACUGGUCGUCAAAGGGAGGAAGCACGAGCUUGCAUGGAGACGUUAGGCCGCCGGUGAACGGCGUGGUCGCCAACCGACUCAGACAGGCCGAGCUGACUGGGGAUUUCAUCGGGCAAAUUCUUGCAGCGGACUCUGCUGCACGUGUUAUCGCAGCUGGUGACUUUAACGAGUUUGUGUUUGUGGAGCCCAUGGAGGUAUUCUCUGCGAAAUCAGGUCUCAAGGAUCUUGACGAUGUCGUGGGGAUUCCUGCUGAGGAGAGGUAUACAUACACGUACGACAUGAACACACAAGCAUUGGAUCAUAUGUAUGUGAGCCCAGCGCUGGAGAGCAAAGCUGGUUAUGAGCAUAUCCACGUCAACUCCUGGGCAAAGUAUGCUGACGUUGUCUCGGACCACGAUCCGAGUGUGGCAAGGUUGAACGUUUGUGGAUGUGCAUAA
Molecule: messenger RNA, 1761 nt
Organism: Phaeoacremonium minimum UCRPA7
Lineage: Eukaryota; Fungi; Ascomycota; Sordariomycetes; Togniniales; Togniniaceae
Product: putative endonuclease exonuclease phosphatase family protein
Exons: 4
Coding region: 1-1761 (586 amino acids)
Molecular function (GO): catalytic activity
Source: RefSeq, a predicted model, not a curated record